AACGGGCUGGGAUGCAUUAGAGCGCGCUGGACUGUGGGCAGGGUUUUUCUAAGACAAACAUCCCAAAGAAAAAGCAAAACUCGUGUAACAGCUGUGACAUUUAAUGCCUUUUAGUGAUUUUAUAAAGAUGCUGGUACUUUUACUCUUAAGGGCUCGGCAGCACAUACAAGCAUAACCCCAGCAGAGUCGCGCGUAAAAGUCGUUUUUCCUUUGGAGACCAUGCGCAGCUUCUCAAAGCUGUGCGUCCCCGGAGAGGAGCCACAAACUUUUUCAGCAAGAGUUGGAGAUGCGGCCCCGAACGGGACUCUGCUGGUCGGACCCUCUCUGUUCCCAGCUAUCGCCGUGUCCUCCAGAGGAUCAGAGCCAUGUCUGGAUGCCAUCGCGGAGCCAAGUAUCCACACGUCGCCACUAGAGCAGUCUGCGAUAUUUUGUCGGCCUCCCGAAAUUCUGGACAACGAGGAAGCCGUAGAGGAUGACCCCAAAGUUUAUUUAGAAGCCAGCGACCUUUGGAGACAGUUCCACAAAUGCGGCACAGAAAUGGUCAUCACCAAAUCCGGGAGGCGCAUGUUUCCUCCACUCAAGGCCAGGUGCACCGGGAUGGACAGAAAAGCCAAAUAUAUUCUCCUGUUGGACAUCGUAGCUGCUGAUGACUGCAGAUAUAAAUUCCAUAACUCGCGUUGGAUGGUGGCGGGGAAGGCGGACCCGGAGAUGCCCAAACGCAUGUACAUCCACCCGGACAGUCCGGCCACGGGCGAGCAGUGGAUGUCCAAAGUGGUCAACUUCCACAAACUCAAACUCACCAACAACAUAUCUGACAAACACGGAUUUACAAUCUUAAACUCGAUGCACAAAUACCAACCCAGGUUUCACAUAGUGAAGGCCAAUGACAUCCUGAAGCUGCCUUACAGCACCUUUAGGACCUAUGUGUUCUCUGAGACGGAGUUUAUCGCAGUAACAGCUUACCAAAACGACAAGAUCACACAACUGAAAAUAGACAACAAUCCUUUCGCCAAAGGAUUCCGAGACACAGGAAACGGGAGAAGAGAAAAGAGGCAACUACAGCAUUCAUUGCCGAGGCCUAAACAGAUGAGGAUGACAGAUGUGAAACCUCAACCUGUAAAAGACUCGUCUCCACAAUAUUCAGACAAUUCCAAGUCUUCAGAUGCCCAUGAAAGCGACAGUGACAAAGAGGAGCAUGUUGAGGAGAACGUUGGACAAGAGGAGCAGAAGUCUCCCCAUGAAAGAGAAACGGAGCCCCAGGUUCUCGUCACAGAGAGGAUGGAGCCCGAACAAAACCCCGCCGUCAGUAAAACAGCUGACGGCGCUGGAUGCUGCCCGACACGACACUCUGACGAGGAACAACUCCGCAAACUACACGGCAGUUUUGCACACGGCUGUGUUUGUUCUCCGGAAAAAAACAGACAUCUGCAGGAUCCCAGGAGCUCCAACAGUGUUUUCCAGUCUGCUCAGCUGAACUCCUGGUACAGCCUGGACAGAGCAAUGACGUUGGCAGCGCCGGCCAGGACUCCAUUUCCCAUCAGCCUCCAACAGCACGCGCUGGUACAGGUACACAACAGGACAGGAAACACUUUGUAG
Molecule: messenger RNA, 1596 nt
Organism: Acanthochromis polyacanthus (spiny chromis)
Lineage: Eukaryota; Metazoa; Chordata; Actinopteri; Pomacentridae
Product: T-box transcription factor TBX3-like
Exons: 6
Coding region: 220-1596 (458 amino acids)
Biological process (GO): heart looping; positive regulation of cell population proliferation; cell fate specification
Cellular component (GO): nucleus
Molecular function (GO): RNA polymerase II cis-regulatory region sequence-specific DNA binding; DNA-binding transcription factor activity, RNA polymerase II-specific
Source: RefSeq, a predicted model, not a curated record